This is a messenger RNA of Trichobilharzia szidati, 1383 nucleotides long. The record is from the annotation of a GenBank genome assembly. NCBI's taxonomy places the organism in Eukaryota, Metazoa, Platyhelminthes, Trematoda, Strigeidida, Schistosomatidae.
AUGAAAUCUUUGACGGAGAAAAAAGUUAAACUUCCUGUUGUGAAGUUCAAGUGUACAAUGAACAAUACAAUUCUAGAUGUUCUUAAGAAUAGAGGAUGGACUGAAGUCCCAAGAGAAGAUGAAUGUGAUUUCUACUGGUGUGAUCCAAUGGCUAUGAAAGAGUUAUUUGAUCAUGGAUUAAUGGGGAAUAUAUUGAAAAUUUGUCAUUUUCGUAAUCAUUUCGAACUUACACGUAAAAAUCUGAUGGUUAAAAAUCUAAAACGAUUAAAACGUAAAUGGGAGAAAGAAUAUAGUAAACAAGAUGGACAAAAAUUAGACUUUUUCCCUACAACCUAUGAACUUCCGAUGGAAUAUCAUAUGUUCAUUGAAGAAUUUCGUAAAUGUCCAGGUUCUAUAUGGAUAAUGAAACCGGUGGCUAAAUCACAAGGCAAAGGCAUAUUUCUUUUUCGUAAAUUAAAAGAUAUUGAAGCUUGGAAACGUGCAGCACUAAAAUGUGAUCAACACCAAUACCAAUACCAACAACAACAACCACAACAACAACAACAACAAUCAAUAGGUGAUACGUUGAAUCGUGAAUUACCUGAAACUUAUGUUGUUUCAAGGUAUAUUACUAAUCCAUACUUAUUAUGUGGACGUAAAUUUGAUUUACGCGUUUACGUUUUAGUCACAUCGUUCAAUCCAUUAAAAGUAUGGGUUUAUCGUGAUGGAUUUGCGCGUUUUUCAAAUACACGAUUUUCAUUGGAUUCGAUUGAUGAUCAAUAUAUACAUUUAACAAAUAUUGCUGUACAAAAGACUGCACCAGACUAUGAUGCUGAAAAAGGCUGUAAAUGGUCUAUUGGUCGAUUACGUCGACAACUUCUGGCUCAGUAUGGGUAUGAUAAGGUUGCAGAUUUAUUUCAUCAAAUCGAUAUGAUAUUUAUUGGUAGUUUAUUAAGUGUACAAAAAAUUAUCAUUAAUGAUAAACGUUGUUUUGAACUCUACGGUUACGAUAUACUCUUGGAUGAUAAUUUAAAACCAUGGCUGUUAGAAAUCAAUGCCUGUCCAUCAUUGACAGCUUCUUCUGUUGAAGAUUAUACACUAAAGACCAACCUUUUAGAUGAUAUGCUAGAUGUUGUAGACGUGGAAGGUCGUCUUACAGGCUCUGAGAAACGUAUCGGUGACUUUGAUCUAAUCUGGGAUGAUGGUCCUGUUUCACCGACAUCAGAUACAACAGAAGGUUGGUUAAUUGAAGCCUUGGCUGCUAUAAGGUCAAGUAGUAACAAUAUGGAAAAUUCAUCCAAUUUAUUUCAUUCAUUUGGACCCAAUGGACUACCAAGACUUAAUUCAUUUCUAGGCUGCACAUCAUCACAAUCGCCUAAGUAUGAAGUAAAUAUGUGCUGCUGA